CGGCGAAACCGAAAAGAAAGAGGAGAGAAAGAGAAAACAUGUCGGGACAGGACCUCUCAUCGUAUCCUCCCCUCUUUGUCCAGACAAGCGACUCAGAACGGUCGGUGGGAUUGGUUUCCGAUUCCUCCCCACCGAUCGUCGAUGACUGGGAUCCUUUCCCUAUCAUCGAUUUCCUGAAACUUAACCCGGAGGAGAUCGGUAAAGCUUGCAGGGAUUGGGGAAUGUUCCGAUUGGUCAACCAUGGAAUCCCUGAGGAGCUCUCUGCUCAGCUUCAAGAAGUGUCCAAGAAACUAUUCUCUCUCCCAUUCGAAACCAAGCAGGCUCAGCUCCAAAGCCCAAUGUCCUACUUUUGGGGCACCCCUGCCCUCACUCCCAACGGGGUGGUUGUCAACCAGGGCGUCCAGAAGGUGAAUAGGGUGGAAGGGAUAUUUGUGCUUCUGAGUCAAUUGUCUCAAAUGCCGCCAGGAGAUGAUGAUGUUCCAAUGUUGAACUCUUUCAGAAAUCUAUUGGAGGAAUAUGAGAAGCACAUGGCUCGACUAGCUAGGUUCCUAUUCGAAGCUCUAAGGAAGAAUGUAGACAUGGAUCCAAACUCAUCUCAAUCCUACCUAUCAGAAGCCACAGGGGUGGUUCGGAUCUACCGCUACCUUCAAUGCUCCGAACCCAACAAAGCAGAAGGGAUGGUUGCCCAUACCGAUAGCUCUGUUCUGUCCAUAUUGAACCAGGAUGAAGUGGGAGGACUACAAAUCUUUAAAGAUGAUAAGUGGAUCGAAAUAAAGCCAAUCACCAACACCCUCAUCGUUAACAUUGGUGACAUGCUCCAGGCAAUGAGUAACGAUGAAUACAAGAGUGUUGAACAUAGAGUGAUGAACAAACGGGCGGAGAGGAUCUCAAUCUGCUAUUUUGUGUUCCCUGAGGACGAGGGUGUCAUCCAAAGCACAAAGUACAAGCCCUUUACUUAUAAGGAAUUCCAAGCACAGGUUCAAAAAGAUUUGAAGACUAUUGGUAUCAAGGUAGGGCUCCAGCGCUUCAGGCUUUAGCAUAGAGAGCCAGCCAACCUCAACAUUCCCCCCCCCUCUCAA
Telopea speciosissima is the source of this 1079-nucleotide messenger RNA. RefSeq names its product gibberellin 2-beta-dioxygenase 8-like. The transcript has 3 exons. The record is from RefSeq and is a predicted model, not a curated record. NCBI's taxonomy places the organism in Eukaryota, Viridiplantae, Streptophyta, Magnoliopsida, Proteales, Proteaceae. Gene Ontology annotation, molecular function: dioxygenase activity. Bases 39 to 1037 code for a protein of 332 amino acids.